AGAUGCUUUUCCCAAGGGAGCAUCCCGCAUGGAGACGUUUUGUCGGGGGGACCGAGUGAACCGAAGAGGCUCGCGGUGAUGAUGUCAUCGCUGCUACUCUCCCAGCUCCUUCUGCUCAGCCUCAAGGUCGCUCCCGCGACGGCCGACCUCGGGGGACGAUGUCCAGAUUUGGCUCCUGUGGACCUUCUAUCUGCUGUCCUCGGGAAGGACACCUCCAAACUCAUGGCGGGGGUGCACGUGAGGCCGUCCGCAGGGGUGUGCGGCGUCCAUUUCUCUGGGCCUCAUGCUCCCGUCGACCUGCUCUCCAACUGUGACCAUUCCCCCAAAGACUUCUCCAUCGUGGUCACGCUGAAAGUGGCUCGAAUCGCACACAAGAAAAACGAGUACAUCUUCUCCAUGAUGGAGCCGAAAAGAGCAGAGCAGGGCGCUCUGAAGGAAAAGGAGGAAGAAGAAGAGAGGGAAGAGGGAAAUAAUUUGCAAAUAGACAUGAGCGGAAGAAGAGCGAAGAACAAUGCCGAACACCGCCGUCUCCUCCUGGGACUGAGACUCUCCGGGAAACGACUUUACGUGCUCUUCAGAGGACAGCGAAGCGUCACUGAGCAGCGGGCGUUCCGGGGCGCCCGCCUCGCCGACAACCGCUGGCACACCCUGGUUCUGUACGUCGACGGUCGUCACGCCAGGCUGACGGUGGAUUGUGGCACGCCGCAGGAAAUCCUUCCCUCCAAGCCUUUCUCCUUGGACUUCAGCUUUCACGUGUCCAAAUUCCACAUUGGCAGUCGGGGCAGAUGGAAAGGAUUGUUUACGGGUCUGUUGCGACAGUUGGUUCUGGUGCCGGGUUCAGAUGCCACCCAUCAGAUAUGCCCGUCUACCCACCCUCAACUAGCAGCUCUAUCAGUCCCGCCGCUCCUGUUGUCAGAUGUUGCCGCCACCGCGAAGAUCGCUGCAAGUCCCUUGGUCUCUGACGGUAUAGUCGAAACGGAGGCCAGAGUGUCGGUUGGCUUACAGCGGACGUGUUCGGAGCCACUCCGAGGCCAGAUGUGGUUCAGUCCGCUCAGGAAAGCUCUUUACCUUUGCGACGGUACCUCGUGGAUCACCGCACUGGAGGAUCGUAAACGGCUGGACUAUGUUGAGGAACGGCAGGUUCUUAGCACCAGCUCAGAGACAAACGACAUAGAGGUCUUCCAGGUGCAGGGUGUGGGUCUGAUGGCUGCCAUGGCUCACCGCUCCACAGCUUCCGGCUCCGCAGUGUACCAGUGGACCCAACAUUACGGCUUCCAGCUGUACCAGAAUAUCAGCACGCAUGGAGCGCUGGCAUGGAGGCAUUUCAACAUGGGCAAGAAGACAUUUCUGGUGGUGUCCAACUCCGAUAUAAGCACCAAUGUGGGAAAGGAAUCCGACGUCUCUGUCAUCUACAAGUGGAGCCGAAGAAGCGAACAGUUUGUGCACUUUCAGACCUUGCAGACACACUGUGCACGGGACUGGGAGGCCUUCAAAAUCCAUCGACAGACAUAUCUCGUAGUUGCCAAUCACAGGAUAGGUAAUAACAACCACACGAUAGACAGCGUAGUGUACAAAUGGAACAAGCCAACUAAGUCCUUUGUGGUCCAUCAAAGGCUGAGAACGUUGGGGGCUUACGACUGGGAGUUCUUCAAAGUGGGACCGUACCAUUUUCUGGUGGUGGCAAACGCCUUUGACGGAGUAACCACGUCGGUGGAAUCGGUGAUCUACGUUUGGGUUGACGGGAACUUUCGAGUUUUCCAAACCAUUGAGACUUUUUGCGCCACCGACUGGGAGAUGUUCCAGAUCGGCACACGGGUCUUUCUGGUGGUUGCCAAUGGACACCGGCUCCACGGCAACGGGCCCGGCGAAUACGCCAUCAACUCCACCGUCUACGAGUUGGACAUGACCGAGCGGCUGUUUGUCCGCUUCCAGGACAUCGUCACAUACAGCGCGGUGGACUGGGAGUUCUUCAGCCUCGGGGAGGAAUAUUUCCUGGUCGUCGCCAACUCCUUCAACGGCGAGUCGUACUCUCUCAACAGUGUUCUCUACAGGUGGCAAGGCUACGAGGGCUUCGUUCCCAUCCACUGGCUCCCGACCAUCGGCUGUAGCGACUGGGAGUUCUUCAGUGCUGGCGGAGACUCGUAUUUGAUCUACUCCAGUGCCAAAGCGCGUCUCGCCAAAGUGUUCAAGCUGAAAAUGUACUGAGCUCGUUCUUUACCGUAUUUAAGCGUGUGGACGCAUGCCCUGUCUAUUUAGAGCAAGGGCUGAGGAACCUACUGCCCGUGGAGGGGCCAUGCCAAAA
Messenger RNA from Phycodurus eques (leafy seadragon), 2302 nucleotides. RefSeq names its product thrombospondin-type laminin G domain and EAR repeat-containing protein-like. The annotation marks the transcript as partial. The transcript is spliced from 13 exons. Lineage: Eukaryota; Metazoa; Chordata; Actinopteri; Syngnathiformes; Syngnathidae. The record is from RefSeq and is a predicted model, not a curated record. Gene Ontology annotation, biological process: signal transduction.